UGAUUUUAUAUUUUCAUUAUUGUAUAUAUAGAGUAUUAUUUACGAUUUUCAUUUUUCAAUUGUAUUAAGCUAUUGAUGUGACAUUUCAUCAUGUCCAUAUUCAAAACACGUAUAUAGUAAUUAAUUUUUGUCAGAUCAAUAAAUUAAACAAUAUUGUUAAUUUUACAGACGACUACAAAAACCGUUUCUAACGUUUUUUGAAACCUACAAUUAUUAGUGUGCGUUUUCAUUAUCGUACCAGUAACUUGUCAUUGCAUUUUUAGUCAAAACACUACAAAAUGUCUAACAAUUCCAUGGGCCAAGCAUCUAACAUGCCAACAAUAGGUGCAAUAAAUACUCAAGGAAUACAAUUUGUCAACAAUCCACUUCAGAGCCCACAGUUACAAAAUACUUCUAUACAAGGAUCACCUUCACAGCACAGUCCAAUGGGUACCCAGGUACAAGUUAGCGGCAAAGUAAAUCAAACAGGUGGUGGUGAUCAAACUACUCAGCUUCUUAGCAGACCUCGACUACAAGAGCUAGUAAGAGAGGUGGACCCCACUGUUCAAUUAGAUGAGGAAGUUGAAGAGAUGCUCCUCCAGUUGGCAGAUGACUUUAUUGAUACAACAUUAAAUGCGGCUUGUUCACUCGCAAAACACAGACAUGCUGCAACUGUAGAGCUAAAAGAUGUACAGUUACAUCUAGAGCGACAAUGGAAUAUGUGGAUUCCUGGUUUUGGAAACGACGAAUUGCGUCCAUACAAACGCGCGGCAGUCACUGAAGCUCAUAAACAAAGAAUGGCUCUUAUCAGAAAAACUAUUAAAAAGUACUAAGAGGACUGUCCUUUAAAUUAUAUAUUAUCUUCAUCAAUAAAAAUAAUCUCAGAGUAUUAUGGAUAGCAUUAAUUCUAAAAUAAAAGACUAUUUUAAAACA
Nymphalis io (European peacock) is the source of this 912-nucleotide messenger RNA. It is a transcript of the gene Taf12, whose product is annotated as transcription initiation factor TFIID subunit 12. Lineage: Eukaryota; Metazoa; Arthropoda; Insecta; Lepidoptera; Nymphalidae. The transcript is spliced from 3 exons. The record is from RefSeq and is a predicted model, not a curated record. Gene Ontology annotation, cellular component: SAGA complex; SLIK (SAGA-like) complex; transcription factor TFIID complex. Gene Ontology annotation, molecular function: DNA binding; protein heterodimerization activity; TBP-class protein binding. Bases 279 to 812 code for a protein of 177 amino acids. Gene Ontology annotation, biological process: DNA-templated transcription initiation; RNA polymerase II preinitiation complex assembly.